AUGAAGUCAAUUUUUGUGAUUCUUUUAUUGUUUGUUGCGCCAAUUUUUGGGAAUAAAACAGUUCGAAUAACGAAAUUCUCCAGCACAGCUUUAGAAAUUGUGGAAAAUUCAAGUCAAAAAUGGAAUUAUUUAUGCAAGACUUUAACUAACAUUAUUUUGAAUACAAAUUUACCUAGAAAUGACAACGUUGAAGUCGCAAUAUUAACAAUUGGAGAUGAAUCAACAAGAUUAAACUAUGAUGGAUUUUAUAAAGCUUUUCAAAGCUAUGGAUCGAGCAAAAUUGCAGUUGAGAUUUUUAAACUUGGAUCGGAUGUUAAAAAUUAUGUCUUUAAGGACUUCGUCAUCUUCUUAUUGGACGAAGUCCUUUAUGUAUCUUUAAAUUUCAUUAAGUCUUAUUUCCACAAGAUCCUCCUAGAUCGGUCAGCUAAAAUAAUUUGCAUCCUUAAUUUCAAAACUUCAUCGCGUAAUUUGAAAUCCUUUUGGAGUGAUCUUACAGGAGUUCAAUAUUACAAUGUUUACAUUAUAAAGCACCAAGAUUCAGGCGAUUUUCAGAUUUUUCGUACAAAAAUUAUCAGAUCGAACAAUGUCAAAUUGCAAAUAUUUCUUGGCAAAUCCUCAGAUGAUAAGUUUUUAACAAUGAGUGAGAUCGUCCCAGAAAACCUACUUCCAAGCAUCCGAGUUCUAUUUUAUAAUUCAUAUCCAAUGUCCUACGUUGAUAAUGGCAUAAUUAAAGGCACAGAAGGAAAUCUAAUUCAAGAAUUUAGUCAUAAAAUUGGAACUCCUUAUCAGAUAGUCAACAAGAACAUAUCAUAUCCAUCAUUAAAUGAAAUCAAGAAUAUAAUUGAAAGUUAUGGUGAUAUCAGCUUAUAUGCUUACAUUAAUGUAAUGGCAGGAAACAUAAAAACAAUUUAUCUUAAUGAAAUGCAUGGGCUUUGUUUAUUGGCACCACGAAAUAUUCCUGUAUCUGCAUAUGAAAACUUUAAAUUCCCUUUGGAUACUCAAACAAUAGUUAUCGCACUCGUAUCAGCAUUAUCAGUCAUUAUAACCUGGAGAAUGCUUACAAGGAGUAUGUCGAUAACAUCAAUAAUAUUUGCUGUUGGUAAAAUGAUCUUAAAUAUUGGCACAUCAGGCAUCGAACGAUUGACAUUCAGAGAAAAUAUUUUGAUUUACUGCUUCAUGUUCAGCUCAUUUAUUAUGGCUACAUUUUAUGAGUCCAUUUUUAUGUCUUUUAUGCUUGCAAAAUCAUCAAUGCGAUCAGCGUACAACUUAGAGGAACUAAAUAGCAGCAAUACAAAGUUCUAUUCAUUUUAUGGUCCGGAAAUUUCUCAAAUCAAUAAUAUGAAAAGCAUUCGUCCUGGUUUAGUAAUGAAUUAUGUUAAGUUCAACCAACACUUGUCUCUUGACGUUCCUGAGGAAUUCGAUGAGAAUUUAGUGUACAUGAUUUACUGUGAUUAUGGAGACUUCUUCAUAGAAUCACCAAGAAAUUAUCGCAAUGGUCAUCGAUUGUUUAACAAGAUCAUUUUAAAUCAAUAUUUUAAGACUUACAACAUACGAAGAGGAUACUUCUAUGUCCAAGAAUUCGAGAAAUUAGUUCACUAUCUCACAGAGGCAGGUAUCUAUAAAUUUUGGAAGAUGCAGGACAGUCAUAAAACAAUAAGGAAUAGUGUAUCAAGGGACUUUUCGACUAUCAAUGCUGAAGAUAUGGGCCUGCCAAUUUAUACUUUAUUUUUCGGAUGUGUUGUAGCUUUAAGUGUGCUACUGUUUGAAAUGGUCACCAAUCGGUUUAGCUACUUGUUAAAAAUACGAAUGAGAUCUAUUACAAAUCAUAAGCUGUUAAAUAAUGUUCAAAGGAAGAAAUUACGACUCAGGAAAUGGUCCCGAGAAUAUUUAUUAAAACAAAAAUUCAGCACUAAGUUAAUAAUGCAAUCAACUGUCAAGACUUUAAGACAUCAAUCUAGUUCAAAUUGCGUAUUGCAUCGCCCAUUAUCAUUAAAACUUGAUAAAAACUACAUUAAAAGCCGAGAAUCAAUUGUUGGAAGCUAUUUUGCUCUCAAGAAGUUUUAUAGAAACUACCGUAGAGAAUUUAAAGUAGAACAUGGUAUAAUUCAAGUCAAGCUAUGUUCUGGACCUUCAACAGGUCAAGUAUUGAUGGAUAAUUCGACUAUAUAA
Messenger RNA from Chironomus riparius, 2169 nucleotides. NCBI's taxonomy places the organism in Eukaryota, Metazoa, Arthropoda, Insecta, Diptera, Chironomidae. The record is from the annotation of a GenBank genome assembly.